AUGAAGAUGAUCGGAACCGUGAUUGACUUAAUGGAUUGCCGUCAUCAAACGUCCUUACUGAUUUGCGUCAUCCUCGUCAUCGUGUUUCCGAUUCUGGCCGCGACCGAUGCCGAUAAACGCGAAUAUGGGAACACGUACGAGAGGAAAGCCGAGGGCGAACAUGCAAUUUCGAAAAAUACGAAGCAAUUGAAGCACAGCGACGAUAACGGGGACUCGACGGUGAAACACACAGAAGAUCAUGGACGAGUUAACAAUGAAAAUGGCUCGCCGUUGAACACCUUUCUGGAAGACGUUCUUAAAGCGCAGGAUGACUUGAAAUGGAUAGAUCAAGUUGUACACAGCACUGAUCGCCGGAAACAUGGGGACUCGUUCACUGGAUCGAACAAGUAUCCGGCAAUGCCAAAUUUCGAUGUAACUUCUUCGCACGGAGGUAAGAAAGUGCGCGACAAAAGAAGUUUUCUAUGGAAGACAAACAGAAAGAAAUCGCGCGAUCAAGAUCCUUCUGGAUCUCCUCAGAGAGUGUAUCUCGACAGUGACAUGCCUUUUGAAAAGAGUCCGGAUUCCGAUUAUGAGGAUACGUCUCAAAAUGGAAUAAAUGGAAAAGAGACUCUUGAAUACAAAUCAAGCAAACCUCUGAACGAAAAAGAUAUGACAGGCGAUCAAUUGCCAAAAGACUGGUCCAAUACGAAGGACAUCUGUUCCUUGAACGAUUGGUUAAAUUCAAACAAGAAUUUUAAAACGGAGCAGGAUAAACGAGACUACGAAUCCGAUCAGGGAAAUUCCCUUAGUCCAUUAAAAACGGAUUCGCGAUUCAACGUGAGAAACCAACGGGACGAGACGAAGAAGGAGGAAUCGCCAUCUUUGGAGUCGCUUAAAGAGACGAUACUGGAAUUAAAGAAAAGUUUAAACGAGGAUGGCAAGAAGGGGCGCCAAGCGAAAGUAAAGGAGAAAGAAGAUGCGAAAGAACGAAAUACCCGAGGCAAGAAUCAACACAGGAAACACGAAAAGAAUACAGAUUCCAGCGGGUCGGACACUUCGGAACCAGAAGCGUCCGAUGUAAAAAAGCGUGAACAGGAUGCUGAUGACGUUAAUGACAAGAAAGCAGAUCGAAAAUCGUGGAGAAGAAAAAGAACCGAGGAUAAUAACGAGGAUGAUAGCCCGAAACUCUUCCACCGCGCGGGGUUUGGGGAGUCGUACCUUGAAGAGGUGGCUCUAAAAGAGCUUCAUGACCGUAAAAGACGCAGCAAAGGAAUCCUGUCGGACGAGAAACAUUGUUUGGACGGGUCUUGUGAUAAAAACAGCUUACAAACAGACGAGAAAGAUCCGGUGAAAAUACCAAAGCAAACCGAUUGCAAUGACCUGGAUGAUUCCAACAAAAAGGAAUCCAAUGAUUUGCAGCCGAACGAUGCUUUCCAGCAAAAUAGUAAACCAAUAAAUAAUUUCGAAGAUACCUCGAAUCUCCUUCAGAACAGCAGAAACAUGGAUGUAAUUGGAAAUUAUGAUCAUGGUAAUCAGAUGGAAAACAAAUUGAUGAAGGAUGAGGCAAAAGGAGAUUCUUUGGAUAUUUUCGGAUCUAUGUCGAACGAAUUGCACCCUGCUACCGGCAGGACUUUAACUCUGAGCACAGAUGACAGUGAUAAAGUUGAAGAAGCCAGAAUGCAGCAACUGAAAGUUUUCCAACCUGAAGACAACGAUCGAGCAAAACCUUUUCAGCAAUUACCGCAGGAGAAGAGGUCUCCAAAGGACUCUGACAACGUUAAUAUCCUUGUCAAAUCGGAGAAUAAAAAUUUAAUUAAAUUUAGCAACACUGGUGGCAAUGAAAAUUCAGGGUUCAAAGGUGAACAGCCAUACAUGCUGAACACAUUCGAUAUGAAGAAGAAAGUGUUCGUGGAAAAUGAGGACAAACAUGGAAAAUCAGUGGCCACGGUGUUUAACGUGAAAAUCGAGAAGGCACAGGUUGAUUCACCUAUGAAGAGUAAUAAUAAUCGAGAAGGAGUGGGAGGAGAAGAGCAAAUUCCAUUUGCUUCGCCUAAUUUGGGGAAGGAUAAAGCUAAUGAACUUUAUGAAAACAAGCAUGACUUAACGAAUGAUAUUAAUGAUAUUAAUCAAAGGAACAUUGAUGAAAAAGGAAUAAAUUUUGUGGAGAUUAAUAAAGGAUCAACAGAGAGCAGCGAGAAGGAAGGAACUCAAAACUGGUAUAAGAAUAAUAAUCAGUUAAAUAUGAACGAUCAAAAUGCAGUGGGGAAGGAUCUGCUUGGAAAGAAAGAGGAAAAAUUAAGUGAUAAUAAAAUAAAGGAAGAUUCUAUUGAUAGAACAACUUCAAGUGAUACAAGUUCCUCCAAUCUUGAAGACAAAUCAGUAAAUUCCGAAGAGAAGAACAAGAGAAAGUAUACUCAGAUAGUGAUAGUACCCGAGGGGUUGGACGACCGGAAGCUAAAUGACAUGUAUACCCAGAGAAGAAUACUCCAAUACAUGGAAUACUCGAAUGACGAUGUCGAAGAGGCAGACGCGAGUUACAGCGACAAGGAAGAAGAUGAAAAUCAACGGCAAGCUGAAAAAAGUAGUGCAUCAUUGAAAAGAAAAGCCCGAGCCGCCGUGCGCGAUAAAGGGAAAGCGAAAGUGAACGUACUGAUUAAAGAGAAGCUGGACAAGAGAAAGAAAUACAGUCGGGAUUCCACGAGGAAAAGGCGUAAUCCAGUAAGCGUGAUCGAGUAUUACGAUUACGAUAGCGAUAACGAGCAACGGGAACACGAGACUGGUGAACAAGAACGACUUAAAACUAGUUAUGACAAGAACCCUAUCGAAUCCGAUGCGGGACUUGAAAAAGGGCAGAUCAAACACUCUUGCCUAUCGCCGGCUGCGAAGAAAGACGAACAAGAGGAAGAGGUACUGAAGCUGAAGAAACUAAAGAAUAAACCGCCGAAACAGGAAUUCAUCGUACACGACAGUGAAACUGAACCUAAAAACGCAACCGAGAAAACCGGCGAGAAGAAAAGCUUCGAGAGUUUGUCGACGGGAGAAGAAGGUUCCUCUCUUAAGAGGCCCCAGGAACAAUCGGGAAGGUUAAGUCAAUCGAUCGCGGAGAGGGAAGAUAAAUUCUUAAGGGGCGGUUCGAAGGAUCCAGUGACGUAUAUCUUCACCGCGGAAAAGGACUUGGAUCCCGAAAUGAUCGAUGAUAUUUUGGAGGAUAUUCAGUCAAUAGAUAGAAAAAAUGAGAAAACGUCUAACAAUUUCGAACCAUUAUACGAAGAAUUGAAGAAGAUAUACGACUGGAACGAGGACGAAUUGCAAAACAAACCGAGGAUUAAAGGCGAUCACAGAAUGUAUUACGGGGCCAAUGACAAACUAGAUCCAACCAAUAAGAUGUCCGAAUCAUUAGCAGGUCAAAUCGAGAUUCCGGAGACUGAAGGUGUGGCUGAAACGUUUAAUAAAAUCUUAACACUUUAA
Messenger RNA from Osmia bicornis bicornis, 3447 nucleotides. RefSeq lists its product as uncharacterized. The record is from RefSeq and is a predicted model, not a curated record. Lineage: Eukaryota; Metazoa; Arthropoda; Insecta; Hymenoptera; Megachilidae. The coding region runs from base 1 to 3447 and encodes 1148 amino acids. The transcript is spliced from 9 exons.